Myxozyma melibiosi is the source of this 1776-nucleotide messenger RNA. RefSeq names its product SNF2 family N-terminal domain-containing protein. Gene Ontology annotation, biological process: DNA repair. The record is from RefSeq and is a predicted model, not a curated record. Gene Ontology annotation, cellular component: nucleus. The coding region runs from base 1 to 1776 and encodes 591 amino acids. Gene Ontology annotation, molecular function: ATP-dependent chromatin remodeler activity; ATP binding. The transcript has 3 exons. NCBI's taxonomy places the organism in Eukaryota, Fungi, Ascomycota, Lipomycetes, Lipomycetales, Lipomycetaceae.
AUGACUACAACGGAUGUUACCAGUUCGUUGAAAGAUAUCCUAGACGGAGCAAAAAACAAGAAAGGGGAUGCUGCUUUAUCGGAAGAGGAUCGCACCGUGAAAGGGCUCAAAGUUAAAUUGAUGGAUCAUCAAGUUGAGGGCCUUCGAUUUCUUCUCGAAAGAGAGGGCAAAGACGUCAAGAACAAAGGCGGACUUUUAUGUGACGAUAUGGGACUCGGUAAAACGAUUCAGUCGAUAUCUUUGAUACUGUCUCACCGGAUAGACAAAGACAUCCACAAUUCGGCUAAUGCGUGCGCUUCAACUCUCGUCAUUGCUCCUUUGGCACUUAUCAAUCAAUGGGCAAAGGAGAUCAAGACCAAGGCUCCUGAACUCUCAGUAUUGAUUCAUCAUGGACCUUCGCGCACGAAAUCAGUAGCCGAGCUAGAGAGGUACUCGGUGGUUAUAUCGACCUAUCAGAUCGUGGCCUCUGAAUAUAACAACAAAGGACCUCUUCAUAAGCUCGACUGGUGGCGGAUUAUUCUAGACGAAGCACACACUAUCAAGAACAAAUCCUCACAGUCAGCUAAAGCUUGCUGUGCGCUGCACGGUCUCAAUAGAUGGGCCCUCACCGGAACACCAUUGCAGAACAAUAUUGAUGAGCUGCACUCACUGUUUUUGUUUUUAAAGAUUCAGCCUCUAUGCGAUGGAGCUUUCUGGAAAGACAAAAUCAGUAGGCCAGCUGCGGCUGGCAGAGGCAAGCUAGCCAUGAAGAGACUACAAGUCGUACUAGCACAAACUAUGCUCCGUCGGACCAAAGAGGUGUUGGGACAAAGCGGGAUGAAACUACCAAAACGCAACGUCCACAAGGUUGCAGUCACGCUGAGCCCACCGGAACGAGCCUUUUACGACUCUUUGGAAACAAAGAUGGGAAAUAAGAUGCAGGACUUGAUGGGAACGGGUAAGGGCGGUCAGCAGUAUAUUAGCGUACUGCUACUGCUCUUGCGCCUGCGACAGGCAUGCAAUCAUACAAGUAUUGUGUCUAUGAAAGUGACCGAUGGGGUUGACGCUGUGAUCUCUUCGACGCCAGCGAAGAAGGGACCAGCCAAGGAGGAAGUUGAUGAUCUUGCAGAAUUGCUGAACGGAAUGACUGUCACAAGUCGUAGAUGUUUAGUGUGCCAGACAGAGCUUCCGCUGGAGCAGUCUGCCAAGAACAAAGACUAUUGCGAUUACUGUAUAGGUACUUUUGUCUCGGAUGGAAUCAGCGCUACGGUUCCGAGCUCCAAAAUAUCCCGUCUUUUGAAGAUCCUGGAAGAGGAACCAACGAGGAAAACUAUUGUUUUCAGUCAGUUUACUACCAUGCUUGAUAUCAUUCAGCCAUUUUUGACGAAUCGUGGAAUUGUUUAUGCGAGAUACGAUGGAUCAAUGAAGCCCAAAAGCCGAGUAGAGGCACUCGAGCGACUGGCCUCAGAUCCUGAGGUUACAGUACUGCUGUGCUCGUUAAAAUGCGGAGCUCUCGGACUGAACCUUACUUGUGCCUCUAGGGUUGUUCUUGUCGACCCAUGGUGGAAUCCGAUGAUUUCGGAGCAGGCUAUUGAUCGGGUUCAUCGGAUCGGACAGACAAGAGACGUCGACGUGUACGACAUCACGGCCGAGGCUACGGUUGAGGAGAGAAUCCUGACGCUGCAGGAACAGAAACGCGAGCUGGCUAGGGGAGUCAUGGACGAUAAGGACGGAAAACUUAACGUUAAUCGCUUGACUGGCGAAGAGAUACGGUUCUUGUUUAACAGAUUUGACUAA